Molecule: messenger RNA, 2576 nt
Organism: Salmo salar (Atlantic salmon)
Lineage: Eukaryota; Metazoa; Chordata; Actinopteri; Salmoniformes; Salmonidae
Product: steroidogenic acute regulatory protein, mitochondrial
Biological process (GO): regulation of steroid biosynthetic process; steroid biosynthetic process; intracellular cholesterol transport
Cellular component (GO): mitochondrion
Molecular function (GO): cholesterol binding; cholesterol transfer activity
Source: RefSeq, a predicted model, not a curated record
GUAAUGGCUGGAAUGGAAUAACGGAACAGUAUCAAACACAUGGAAACCAUGUUUGCCUCCAUUCCAUUGAUGCCAUUCCAGACAUUACAAUGAGCCUGUCCUCCUAUAGCUCCUCCCACCAGCCUCCACUGAUGUCCAGUUUAAGAGCACCACUCUCUGCUUGGGUCAUAUUGUUGAAGAUAGGAUCAUACUGACAAUACAGGUGGUUUCAACACAGUUUGGAGGCAGAAUAUUCUGUCCAGCGAACAUUCAGUAAACACUGUUUAUUUAAUACAUUCCUGUGAUUUGGCUGUGAGGGACCUUGCGAGUUAGCCUUACGAUUCACACAAAAUUCUUCUGCUGCUCAGUCGUUCACUACGUACUUUAGUCUGAGACUGCCGUCAUUGAAAUCGUUUGUGGUGACGAGGGGCACAAGGGGCAUUGAACAGAACAAAGUCAUCAGCGAUUGAUUUGAUUUGAUUUGGAUCGUCUCUAACCAGUCAGAGUAUCAAAGCCAAUGACAAAUUUUCACAAGGCCGCUUUACCCACGUGUGUUCUGGCCGGAGAAGAUACUCAUUUCCGUGGGCAUGGCGUAGCCUGGGUAGGCAACUUGGGAGUGUGAGCGGAUGUGACCAUUACUGGUCCUACUACAUUGACUGACGUCUGUCUGUCUGUCUGUCUGUCUGUCUGAAGGACUCCUUAUCAUCUCAUGUAUUCUGUCUCAUGUCAUGUAUGUGUACAACCUCACGUUUCCUGGCCCGUGUGUGUGUGUGUGUGUGUGUGUGUGUGUGUGUGUGGUGUGUGCGUGUGUGCGUUUGUGUGUAUAGUGCAGUGGGCCUGAGAACUGGACGUUAUCUGACAUAAUGUUUAUUGGAGCCUGGAGACAUGCUGAACGUGUCCGAGAGGUAUCCUUGACCUCAGUGUUGUUAGAAUGGCGGGAUGAUGUGCGUGUUUAUCUCCGAGGUGACAGCAUCAUGGCCUUGCUCUGAGUUUAUAUAAAGAAACAUACGGCAACUCCCACAGAGUUCAGACAGAAUCUAAACUCCCCUCGACAACCUAAUCAUGCUGGUCCUCUCUGUUUUUAGUAUUUUCUAUUUUUCUCUUUAAAACACCUAGAACAAAAACGACAAUCUACACAGGUCUUCUCUGUGUUAUAUAUUUUAUAUUUUAGCAUUCUCUAUUUCACUCAGAAACAAAACUAGACACUAAAUUGACAGAAAAUGUUGCCUGCAACUUUCAAACUGUGCGCUGGCAUCUCCUACCGACAUAUGAGGAACAUGACAGGUUUGAGGAAGAAUGCAAUGGUGACCAUUCACCAUGAGUUGAACAUGCUAGCAGGCCCUGACCCUUGCAACUGGAUCAGCCAUGUCCACCGCAGGAGCUCACAGCCCAGCUCGCGGAUUGAGGAGGAGCAGGGCUUUAAUGAGGCAGAGGUGUCGUACGUGAAGCAGGGGGAGGAGGCGCUGCAGAAGUCUAUCAGCAUCCUCAGCGAUCAGGACGGAUGGACCACUGAGAUCACUGCUGCAAAUGGAGACAAGGUGCUGAGUAAGGUGUUACCUGAUGUGGGGAAGGUGUUUAAGCUGGAGGUGCUGUUUGACCAGCGCUCUGAUAACCUUUAUGGGGAGCUGGUGGGCAACAUGGAGCAGAUGGGAGACUGGAACCCAAAUGUCAAAGAGGUCAAGAUUCUCCAGAAGAUAGGUCAGGAGACCAUGGUAACCCACGAGGUGUCUGGACCCACGCCUGGUAACGUGGUGGGGCCGCGGGACUUCGUUAGUGUUCGCUGUGCCAAGCGCCGGGGGUCCACGUGCUUCCUGGCUGGCAUGUCUACUCAACACCCCACCAUGUCCGAACAGAGGGGCGUUGUCAGGGCGGAGAACGGACCAACAUGUAUAGUGAUGCGGCCUAGUGCCGAUGAUCCAAACAAGACCAAGUUCACCUGGUUAUUAAGCAUAGAUUUAAAGGGUUGGAUCCCAAAGACCAUCAUAAACAAAGUGCUCUCUCAGACACAGGUGGAUUUUGCCAACCACCUGAGGCAGAGGAUGGCCAGCAACAGUGAUUCCAUGGAGAUUGUGCCAGCCUGCUGACACACAAUCUGCCGUGCCCUCUGACCUUUCAAUUGGCGUGCACACCAAUGGCAGGCCACCAGAUGGACAGCUCCGCCCAGUCCUUAGGACAGAAUUGGAGUACAAUUGAGUGACGUCUUGUUCUUCUGAACCCUGACUCCAUUAACAGUCUAAAGUGGCUCUCUCCCCAUGUCUUUCUCUUCAUACCAAUCUCAAAGAACUGGUCUAUAUCCUCACCUAACCUGUUCACACACAAAUUCAGAUGAAGAGGAGAGACUAGGGAAGGACACUUAAGAGUAGAUGUGCCUCUUUUACACAGCACACACCCUCUUCUCAAAACAUACACACAUUCCACUUUACCACUGAGUCUGUGAUCCAAAUAACUUUUUAUCCGGCCAUAGCACACAUUGUUAUUAUACCUUCAAUGUGAAGUGUUAUUUAAAUAUUAUAUUAAUUGUAAAACAAUGUCUUUGCAUUACACUGGGUUAGGAUGACUACCAAGUGAAUAAAUUAUUCCAACAUCAUUAAAAUGUA